CUAGCCACAAACUUCUCUUCAAGUUAUCGUACAUACAAAAGAGACGAGAUCCAGGCAAACCCCGUGGGAAACACUGUGAGAAGUCUCAAAUAUUCCGUUGAGAAAUGGCUUCGGAAAUUACGGACAAAAUAUAUCAACUUGCUGUACUUCCACUGGUGGGAUUUUCCUACCUCAACCGAGGAAAUCAUGGCCUCGCUGCACGAGCUCGUUACGGCAGCUAAGGCGACAAGCCAAGCCCCGGACGUUGAUGUCCAGGUUUCGAAGGUACUAGAGGGGGUUGCAGCGUGGCACAAUACAUCUGUGACUAGUGUAGCGCUAGUGUAUGUGAUGCACAAGGUGCCCCGUGUUCCUCCUGUCAUUGGUGGACGGAAGAUUGAGCACCUUCUCGGCAAUAUGGAGACAUUGGGGUUGGUGCUUUCGCGUGACGAUCUCUUGGAGAUUGAGCGCGCGUAUGAUGCUAACCUGGGGUUUCCGAUGACAUAUCUGUUUCAGAGUCAGGAUCGAGCCGCGCAUCUGGGUAACUCAACGGUUUCCAAUGUUGCAGCGCGAUUUAAUUAUCCUGGCCAGCCACAGCCUAUCAUACCCAAGGACUUGGAGGCUUGA
This is a messenger RNA of Aspergillus steynii IBT 23096, 603 nucleotides long. RefSeq names its product Aldo/keto reductase. Lineage: Eukaryota; Fungi; Ascomycota; Eurotiomycetes; Eurotiales; Aspergillaceae. The record is from RefSeq and is a predicted model, not a curated record. The transcript is spliced from 2 exons. The annotation marks the transcript as partial.